CCAUUUUAGUAUAUGUCACAUAUCUAUAAUGCAAAAGGAUUAUGCAUGUUUGCUGACUUGUCCCUGUGAAUGUGCUAGUUUAGUUGCCCUGACACAGAUUUCUUCCUCAAAAUAUUAUCAAACUUUGUAAGAUCUGAAAAAAAAAAAAAAAAACUAAAGAAAUAAUAAUUAACGAGAAAAGCCUGCAAACACUCGAGCUCAAAAUUGUGCCAAAUCCAGAAAGUUAAAUUCAAAUCAGAUUGACUUAUUUGGCGCCAAAUCACAACAACAGCCACCUCAAGGUAUUUUAUACUGUAAGGUACAAUAAUAGUGAGAAACCCCCAAAAUCAAGAGAGACGGGAUUAAAAAACACAUUAAGCUCUGAGGAGAGUCAGUGAAUGAACUAAUGAAACUAUUAAAUGUAUUUUAAAUACAUUUUAGUAGUUAGGAAUCAUGUAUCCGAGCGAUUAUUAUUUCCUCGCAGUUUUUUAAUAUAUUUUUUAAAUUCUGUAUUAUUUGUUUAUCUAUUUUCGCACAUUUCCCACACUAGUUCCUUUACGCUUUUAUUUUGAAAGCCACACGCCCUCGGUCGGCCUGCCCUCUGUGUUUACUUCACGCAGUUGAAAGCUCGAGAGGGAGAGGGAGAGAGAGAGAUCCUGAGUUGACAGUGUGACACAUUAACACGGGGACUCGCUGGAAUGAUCCGUGGCCGGUGUGCUGUCCUCGGUACCGGGAUUUCCACUGAACUGCGGCCUCGUUAAAACCCUGCGGCUCACCGUCCGGAGCCCCGCACGCUCCCGCAGGUGUAAAUGUGCCAGAAUGGACGCUGCUUCAGAUUCCUCUGUGAUCAUAACGAAGUGGGACUGAACUGAGUGGAGCACUCAAAACUCUAAAUAUUUGCCACAACCAGUUGAGGAUCUUGUUAUCAAAACCUACCUCAGAUCAACACUUAGCCCAGAAUUAGCUCAAACACCACCACCAACCACCACCAACCUCACGUACGUUCAGCCUAAUCAGGAGGAGAUGGAGGACUGACAGCUGAAGACCGGCAGGUGACAGAAGGCAGCUCCGACCUCCACAUCCGCCAACAGCCAUGGCGGGGCUGAAGCGCCAUCAUGAUGGGAAGAUUGCAGGGCUGUACGACCUGGACAAGACGCUGGGUCGUGGACACUUUGCUGUGGUCAAACUUGCCCGCCAUGUAUUCACUGGAGAAAAGGUUGCAGUGAAGGUGAUCGAUAAGACCAAGCUGGACCCGGUCGCACGGGGUCACCUUUUUCAGGAGGUGCGAUGCAUGAAGAUGGUGCAACACCCCAACGUGGUACGCCUCUACGAGGUCAUCGACACGGCCACCAAGCUCUACCUCAUCUUGGAGCUGGGUGACGGAGGAGACAUGUAUGACUGCAUCAUGAAACAUGAAGGAGGCCUCAGCGAGGAGGUGGCCAAGUGUUACUUUGCCCAAAUCGUCCACGCCAUCUCCUACUGCCACCGGCUACAUGUGGUGCACAGAGACCUGAAGCCCGAAAACGUGGUGUUCUUCGAGAAGCAGGGUGUCGUCAAGCUCACCGACUUCGGGUUCAGCAACCGGUUUCAGCCUGGGAAAAAACUAAACACCUCCUGCGGUUCGCUGGCCUACUCAGCGCCUGAAAUACUGCUGGGGGAUGAAUACGACGCUCCUGCUGUGGAUAUCUGGAGUCUGGGCGUGAUCCUCUUCAUGCUGGUCUGUGGUCAGCCCCCCUUUCAGGAGGCUAAUGACAGCGAAACGCUCACUAUGAUCAUGGACUGCAAAUACACGGUGCCGCCGCACAUCUCCCAUGCAUGCAGAGAUCUUAUAGGCCACAUGCUGCAGAGAGACCCCAAGAAGAGAGCGACCCUAGAGCAGAUCGAGAGCCAUCAGUGGCUUCAAGGUGUCGACCCCUCCCCGGCCACAAAGCUGUCUACUCCUCUGGUGUCCCAUCGCAGCUUGUCGGAGGAGGAGCAUGGCUCCAUCAUCCAACGCAUGGUGCUGGGGGGCAUCGCAGACAGAGACACCAUAACUGAGGCUCUGGAGUCUAACCAGUACAAUCACAUCACAGCUACCUACUUCCUGCUGGCCGAGAGGAUGCUGAGGGAGAGACAAGAGAAGGAGCAACACAGCCAGACACGAUCACCCAGCCCCAGCAAGGCCCAAUUCAGGCAGUCUUGGCCCACCAGAGUGGAUGUUCACCAGGAUGUCAGCGAUGGUUUAGGGGGUCCAGCUAUCUCCCACCCUGGAGGGCCGCAGUCCCCUGCCCGUAGUGCUGAGAGUCUCCACAAAGGCCCCAGGCCUAAAACAGCUCUGCUAGAUGUCAGCCAGCGGCAGGAAAAUCACACUCCAGCAUCCAGCCAGCAGCAGCAGGCGCCACAACAAAACCAGGAGAGGGGGCUCAGACCUCUGGCAAAGCCCCACUCCAACCCCCUUAGGUUGGGCUCACUUUCUUCAGUGGGUCCUGGAAAACCUCGGAGUCCCAGCCUUUUCAGCGUGGAAGAGGAUGAGGAAGAAGAUGGGUCAGAAGACAAAUGUUUGCCCCCCUGUACACUGCCUUCUCAAGUGGUGCUUCGUUGCAAAGCUUCCUCCUCAUCGUCAUCUUUGUCCGGUAAUCGGCUGACAUCUCGUAUGAGUGCUCCAAUUCUCAACCAGAUCCACGAGGAAGAUAAGGAGGAUGAGGAGGAAGAGGAAGACAGCAGGGAGUUGCAGGGACUUGGCCCGCCCAAACCCAGCCUCAGCCUCAAUCUGAACUCUAGGAUACCUUCACCUUCAACACUCAUGUCCUCACCUAAAACUGUUGGUGCACUGGCACCAGUUGCCACGUUCACUCCUAGCUCAGAGACUAGCGAUGAUGAUGAUGAUACAGAAAGUCACUAUAAACCUGACACAGCAAGUCUAGAUGAACAUGGGGUUGAGAGAGGAGGGAGGAAAGAGGAUGGAGAGAAAACGGGGGCAGGACAGGACAGUCCUUCCAACUGUGCCAGUCCUGGAUCAGGGUCAGGCCAAGGUAAAGGCACAGCCAAGGCUGCCAGCGGUCUGGUGGAAAGCCUAAAGCUGAUGAGCCUGUGCCUAAGCUCUCAGUUCCACAACUUGACGGGGGGAGGAGGGGGAGGUGGCGGAGGUGUUGCUGCUGGCAGUGCCGGCAGUGCUGGUGGGGAUGCCCAGGACCGUCCCAUGUGGAGAAUGUGCAUGGGCGGAUCCACUGGUAGUUUAGAUAAGGUCUCGCUCCUGGGUGGCCCUUCGCCCAGGGGCAACCUGUACCACCAGCCCCCGCUGGGAGACGCACUGGCAGACCCGCUGCUGGAGGGACCCUGCUCGGGCCGAUUGAGGCUGGGAGAGCUGGACCUGGCCCGGGAAAACCACAGGAACAUGAAGAACCGUGUGCUGCAGAUGCCUCUGAGCGACAAGACUCUGUCCGUCAACAUUCACCGGAGCCCCAAGGAGGGUCUGCUCUGCACGCCAACCCCACACAGCUGCUGCCAGGUCAUCUAGAGCACACCUCCACGCUCCUCCGCUCAUAUUCCUGCGACCAUUAUUAUUCUGCUUUCAUUUCAGUGAUGUCACCACAUGAAUGCGCAUUGUUUUUGCAUUUCUAUUUCUUCCCUUUUGUUUUGACACGCAGUGGUGAAUAACUGGGAGAAGGUCCAAAUGCCAAAAAUUGCACAUUUAGAGACAAUAAGUCUCCACGGAGGACACUGGGUGCAAUGCCAAGUAUGUGAAGCACUUUCAGCAGAUUCAACAAAACACGGAAGGGGGGGAACGUCCUAACCGGCAGGUGUGUUUAAAUGAUGGUACCGAAGGUGCUCACACUUUUACACUCUUAAAUACCGCAUGUGCACAACGUUCACUCUGGUAAGCCGAUGAAAGGGAAAGCUGUAGAUUUUUUUAAAGUAUCAUGUUACAUGUCAUCUUUUUGUUGUGUUUUGAUGCUGUUUUUUAAUAUAAUUUUUAAAUUAUAUUUUGGACAUUUUAUCUUUCUUUUUUUUUAAUGCUUUGACUGAAAGAGUUAAGUGUUUUCACUGAAACAAGGACCAAUACAGGGUGAAAAUGAUGACGGUGGCACACAAUAUUUUGUAGUCUUAUCACUGUUUUAUUUUUCUAUCUCGAACAUGCUCUACAGAAAAGGAAAUGCACACUCGCUCGUCAAGUCUCUGCAAGUGAACGGCAGAGUUUGUACAUAUGUGAAUAUACCUAGCAGUACUCUGUACCUGUAGUAUUAACGGUAACGUUGUAUUGCGGUAGAAACCUGAAUACUAGAUCCUAACGCACCAUUAUUCGUCAUUCCUACUGGAUAUCCAGGGCUUUGGUUGAACCCAGAGCUUUAAAGCUGUUUAAAGAGAUCAAACAUCUCCACAUAAUCAAAUUAUUAAACGCGCAAUGGCAGCUCUUUAAAGUGAAGUGGCCCUGUUUUUAUGUCCGGUGGAAGGGAAAAAAAUGUAAAACUGGGCCAAACCCAAACCAUGUUCAUCCCGUAGCUGUCCAGGAUCACAGUAGCCACUGUUGUAGCGUAUUCCAAGACAACAACAACAACAAUCGAGCGGUUUAAAUGGAAAACAACACCACCGCCCCUUAAAGUGUCAGCCUGUGUAACUGGAUGUGUGACCCACCCCUAGCGAAAUAUAUAACUUGACAGUGCAUGUGUUUUUGCUGUAGCAACCUUACUCCUAACCCACAGAGGUCAAGCCACCUGUUGUAUCUACCUAAGUAACAGAUUCAAAUGGUCACUUUACUGUAACCUCACAGCAAUACCAGCGACUGCAAAAUGUACAACAAUAAUAUAUGUGCCAUAAGAUCUGUCUUGAGCAUAUUGUACUGUAUGUAUAUGAUAGAGAUCUAUUAAAAUAAAAUGAUGUGAA
Messenger RNA from Oreochromis aureus, 4839 nucleotides. RefSeq names its product SNF-related serine/threonine-protein kinase-like. The transcript is spliced from 8 exons. The record is from RefSeq and is a predicted model, not a curated record. Gene Ontology annotation, cellular component: cytoplasm. Lineage: Eukaryota; Metazoa; Chordata; Actinopteri; Cichliformes; Cichlidae. Gene Ontology annotation, biological process: microtubule cytoskeleton organization; intracellular signal transduction; protein phosphorylation. Bases 1073 to 3475 code for a protein of 800 amino acids. Gene Ontology annotation, molecular function: tau-protein kinase activity; protein serine/threonine kinase activity; ATP binding.